Messenger RNA from Salvelinus fontinalis (brook trout), 1100 nucleotides. RefSeq names its product RAB27B, member RAS oncogene family (gene rab27b). The record is from RefSeq and is a predicted model, not a curated record. The transcript has 8 exons. The coding region runs from base 341 to 1015 and encodes 224 amino acids. Lineage: Eukaryota; Metazoa; Chordata; Actinopteri; Salmoniformes; Salmonidae. Gene Ontology annotation, molecular function: GTP binding; GTPase activity. Gene Ontology annotation, cellular component: melanosome; secretory granule. Gene Ontology annotation, biological process: positive regulation of exocytosis; melanosome transport.
UUAUGGUUAAGAGUGUAGGUCGGGACCAUUGGAUGGGACAGGACACCUGUUGAAUGUGAAGCGACAGCGCAAGUGGCCCAUCGGCACUAGGACCGUGUUGGAUCGCCCACUCUUCUAGAGAGUAGCUGUGAUCACUGUCCACGACGGACAAGUCAGCCAUCCUCACAAGGAAGCGAAGAAGCACCAUGCAAAUAUAAUAGUUUGCGAAAGACGUUAUUUUUUUUUUUGUCGUGGUACUUGCUUUCCAUAGGUUGUGAAGAUGGAUCGCUUCAGUGGUAAAGAAACAUCCGCUAGGCAGCAGACACCUGCAAACAAGAUUUGAGUCGCAAGCAGUGUUAUAAUGUUCAGCGCAGUCAACACGAUGACUGAUGGGGACUAUGAUUACCUCAUCAAGCUUCUGGCUCUGGGGGACUCUGGAGUAGGGAAGACUACCUUUCUAUACAGGUACACAGACAACAAGUUCAACCCCAAGUUCAUCACCACAGUGGGAAUAGACUUCAGGGAAAAGAGAGUGGUGUACACAGCGUCGGGCCCCAAUGGAACCACAGGGAAGACCUUUAAAGUUCACCUCCAGCUCUGGGAUACGGCUGGACAGGAGAGGUUCAGGAGUCUGACCACAGCAUUCUUCAGAGAUGCCAUGGGCUUCCUGCUCAUGUUUGACCUCACCAGCCAACAGAGCUUUCUCAACGUCCGCAACUGGAUGAGCCAGCUGCAGGCCAAUGCAUACUGUGAGAACCCAGACAUGGUGUUGGUGGGCAACAAGGCAGACCUGGCGGACCAGAGAGAGGUGCAGGAGGAGCAGGCUAAGGAACUAGCCGACAAGUACGGGAUCCCGUACUUUGAGACGUCGGCAGCGACGGGGUCUGAGGUGGACAAGGCGGUCCUCACUCUACUAGACCUGGUCAUGAAGAGGAUGGAGCAGUGUGUCGACAAGCCCACCGCCGAGCCCGCAAACGGGGGAGGAGCCACCAAGUUGGAGGACGCUGCGCCUGACCAGAAGAAGUGUGCAUGUUAGACUUGGCCCCUCCCACGUCCCCUUCUCCCUACCCUGAUUGGUGCUCUAGCACCCCCUCUGGUGGCCAGACACAGAAGUGCAGCAG